Drosophila obscura is the source of this 1648-nucleotide messenger RNA. RefSeq names its product phenoloxidase-activating factor 2. Gene Ontology annotation, molecular function: serine-type endopeptidase activity. The record is from RefSeq and is a predicted model, not a curated record. Gene Ontology annotation, biological process: proteolysis. The coding region runs from base 110 to 1318 and encodes 402 amino acids. NCBI's taxonomy places the organism in Eukaryota, Metazoa, Arthropoda, Insecta, Diptera, Drosophilidae. The transcript is spliced from 4 exons.
AAUCAAAGUAGCUUUGUCAUUUAGUCAUUACCAAGUAAUACAAAGCAUCGGCUACCACACUUAUUAGAAAAAGCUCAGACUUCAGAAUUCAGUCGAAUAAACUGUUAUCAUGCCUUUGUUCAAUGGUGCUAUAUUUUGCACCAUGGUGUAUAUUUGUCUUGCGCAGGACACAUCUCUUGACAACCUUAUAGCGGAUAUUUUUAAAAUAGGCGACUCAUCAACAUUUACAACACAAAUUACUGGAAGCGAUGCUGUAACGGUUGAGCCAAAAGAUUCAUCAAGCUCCGCAGGCCAGUAUCAGUCCUGUGGGGACCAGAAAGAAUGCGUGCCUCGAUGGUUAUGUACAAACAACACAAUAAAUACCAGUGGUGAAAAUAUAAUUGACAUCCGAAUCGACACUGCCUCACCAUGUAAAAACUAUUUGGAUCUAUGUUGUGAUCUUUCAAACAAGAAAGAUGAAAUUGAUACCACAAUAACACGUCCCGAUACAUCAAAAGGCUGUGGAUAUCAAAAUCCAAAUGGUUUUGGCUUUAAAAUAACAGGAGCUGUAAAUCAAGAAGCAGAGUUCGCGGAAUUUCCAUGGAUGGUUGCAAUUUUGCGAGAAGAAGCUCAACUGAACGUGUAUGAGUGUGGAGGUGCUUUAAUAGCUCCAAAUGUUGUUUUAACAGCUGCUCACUGCGUUCAUAACAAAGAGGCAAGCUCAAUUGUUGUGAGAGCAGGCGAAUGGGACACUCAAACCAAAAAAGAAAUAAUACCACAUGAGGACCGUUAUGUGAAAGAAAUAGUGUAUCAUGAACAAUUUAAUAAGGGAUCACUUUAUAAUGAUGUUGCAUUGCUAUCGCUUGAAAGUUCGUUUACCUCUCAAGAGAACAUUCAGCCAGUGUGCUUGCCAAGCAUAGGGGAUGUAUUUGAUUAUGAGCGUUGCUUUGCCACAGGUUGGGGCAAAAACAAAUUUGGCAAAGAUGGCGAAUAUCAAGUCAUUCUAAAAAAGGUUGAUUUGCCUGUUAUGCCGAAGCAACAGUGCCAGUCCAACUUGCGCGAAACUCGCCUGGGAAAGCAUUUCAUAUUGCAUGAAAGUUUUAUAUGUGCAGGCGGCGAAAAGGAUAAAGACACUUGCAAGGGUGAUGGUGGCUCCCCAUUAGUAUGCCCCAUUAAAGGCGAGAAAAAUCGGUUUAAGUCAGCUGGAAUAGUAGCUUGGGGAAUUGGUUGUGGAGAAGAAAAUAUCCCCGGAGUUUACACAAACGUUGCUAGCCUAAGAGCAUGGAUAGACGAAAAAUUAAAAGUUUGGCAAAUAAAUCCUAACUAUUUUACACCUUAAGAAAAAUAAUAAGAAAAUCCUGAAAGGAUAAGAAUACUUGUAAACACAUAUUAAUUCAAAACGAAUAAAAUUAUAAUUUUGAUUUCUUAAAAAUAAAUUCUGCAAGAAAAGUUUCACGGCAAAACUAAAAUAGUUGUAUAAUGCGUUUACUUGGCUUAACAUUUCGGUGGUUGUUUUUGUUUUCCCAUAUUAACAUAAAGGCUUUUUGCUAUGUGAUAAUUUCCAACUAAAAUCUUGUUCAAUAAUUUGUAAAUGUUUAUGUCGAGCUUCUUCAGUAGCGUGGAUUGGAGUCGUAAAUAAUUACACAAGUUUUUGAACGUUUAUAAUGUA